Molecule: messenger RNA, 2693 nt
Organism: Colius striatus (speckled mousebird)
Lineage: Eukaryota; Metazoa; Chordata; Aves; Coliiformes; Coliidae
Product: pleckstrin homology domain-containing family A member 4-like
Exons: 8
Coding region: 1605-2693 (362 amino acids)
Source: RefSeq, a predicted model, not a curated record
GGGAACGGGACAACGGCACCGGAACGGGCCGGGACAACGGGACUGGCACCAGGGGAACGGGACAACGGCACCGGAACGGGCCGGGACAACGGGACUGGCACCAGGGGAACGGGACAACGGCACCGGAACGGGACAACGGCACCGGAACGGGCCGGGACAACGGGACUAGCACCAGGGGAACGGGACAACGGCACCGGAACGGGCCGGGACAACGGGACUGGCACCAGGGGAACGGGACAACGGCACCGGAACGGGACAACAGCACCGGAACGGGAUAACCGCACCGGAACGGGCCCGGGACAACGGGACUAGCACCAGGGGAACGGGACAACGGCACCGGAACGGGCCGGGAUAACGGGACUGGCACCAGGGGAACGGGACAACGGCACCGGAACGGGCCCGGGAUAACGGGACUGGCACCAGGGGAACGGGACAACGGCACCGGAACGGGACAACGGCACCGGAACGGGCCCGGGACAACGGGACUAGCACCAGGGGAACGGGACAACAGCACCGGAACGGGAUAACCGCACCGGAACGGGCCCGGGACAACGGGACUGGCACCAGGGGAACGGGACAACGGCACCGGAACGGGACAACAGCACCGGAACGGGCCCGGGACAACGGGACUGGCACCAGGGGAACGGGAUAACCGCACCGGAACGGGACAACAGCACCGGAACGGGAUAACCGCACCGGAACGGGCCCGGGACAACGGGACUAGCACCAGGGGAACGGGACAACAGCACCGGAACGGGCCCGGGACAACGGGACUAGCACCAGGGGAACGGGACAACAGCACCGGAACGGGCCCGGGACAACGGGACUGGCACCAGGGGAACGGGAUAACCGCACCGGAACGGGCCCGGGACAACGGGACUAGCACCAGGGGAACGGGACAACGGCACCGGAACGGCACCGGGAUAACGGGACUGGCACCAGGGGAACGGGACAACGGCACCGGAACGGGCCCGGGAUAACGGGACUGGCACCAGGGGAACGGGAUAACCGCACCGGAACGGGACAACAGCACCGGAACGGGAUAACCGCACCGGAACGGGCCCGGGACAACGGGACUAGCACCAGGGGAACGGGACAACAGCACCGGAACGGGCCCGGGACAACGGGACUAGCACCAGGGGAACGGGAUAACCGCACCGGAACGGGCCCGGGACAACGGGACUAGCACCAGGGGAACGGGACAACGGCACCGGAACGGCACCGGGAUAACGGGACUGGCACCAGGGGAACGGGACAACGGCACCGGAACGGGCCCGGGAUAACGGGACUGGCACCAGGGGAACGGGACAACGGCACCGGAACGGCACCGGGAUAACGGGACUGGCACCAGGGGAACGGGACAACGGCACCGGAACGGCACCGGGAUAACGGGACUGGCACCAGGGGAACGGGACAACGGCACCGGAACGGGCCCGGGAUAACGGGACUGGCACCAGGGGAACGGGACAACGGCACCGGAACGGCACCGGGAUAACGGGACUGGCACCAGGGGAACGGGACAACGGCACCGGAACGGCACCGGGAUAACGGGACUGGCACCAGGGGAACGGGACAACGGCACCGGACCGAGACCAGGGACCCCUAUGGCAGACGGCGACCAGCCCCCUCGCUGCACCGCAGCCCCCGCCCGCGGCCGGGGCACCCAGCCCUGCCGGCCUGUGCCACGGGUCCACACCUUCGGGAAGGGGGGGCAGGCGCUGCGCCGGGACCCCCACACCCCCCCCACCAUGCGGGGCUGGCUGCACAAGCAGGACAGCUCAGGUCUGCGGCUCUGGAAGCGUCGCUGGUUUGUGCUGGUUGAUCUCUGUCUCUACUACUACCGGGACAGCAGCGAGCAGGAAGUUCGGGGCGGCCUCCCCCUGCCUGGCUACGAGAUCCGUGUGCUGCCCCCUGCCUCCCGCAGCCCACAAUUCCUCUUCACGGCUGAGCACCCCGGGAUGAGAACGUACUGCCUGGGGGCUGAGACGCCCGAGGAGCUGAAGGCCUGGGUGUGUGUCCUGCGCCAGGGUGCAUCCCUCCUGCCCGGCUCCCAGCACUCCCUCUCCCUGCAGACCACCCAGGAAGCCUGGAGUGUGGGCUCUCCCUCACCUCCAUUGCCCUCACACUGGUGCUCUCUGUGCCCCGCGGGUGAGGAGCUGGGCCUGCCCCCCACAUCUCCCCCUCUGGUCCCUCUGGUCCCUCCACUGCCUCCCAGCAAGGCACCCACACCGCAGGAGAGGACGCUGGCCCGCGGGGGACCCUGCGGGAGCGCGGGCAGCCGCGGGGCGCCGGGAGGGCCCCUGCCGGGCGCUGCUCCUGCCGUUCCCGCCGCCGCCGGCGGGUCCCGCUCCCGCCCCGGAGCCGCGGCAGCCCCCGCGCUGACCCCGCCCCCCAGGGGGCGGAGCCUGCACAAGACCCGCCCACCCGCAGCGGAGACCAACCAGCCACCCCUGCCCGCCGGCGAGAGACACACCGCGGCCAAUCAGACGCCGGCUUCUCCAAUUGACUCUUGUGAUUGGCUGCUGGCGCCCGUGGGCUCUGGUGGCGCCCCGCCCCCCUCGGGCACCGCCUCCCCUCCGGCAGCCAAUGAGACUUGGUCGUGGGCGGGUGGGCGUGGCUCAGAGCGGGAAGGUGUGGCGGGGCGCGGCGCGCGGCGGCCAAUCAGAAUCACCGUUCUCCAGGCCAGCUUCUGA